GAUGUCUCUGUUGAACUUAAUGAAAUGGUUGAUUCAAUUUCCAAAGCAAACAUGUAUGAACUAGAAGAUAUAUUAGUUUGUGUCAAACCUGAUUCAAAAAACGUCAAAGAUGAGGAAGUUUUAAUUGAUCUUGCUCCAUCCGAUAAGAUGACCAACUGGAAUUGCAAUGGAAAUUCUUGUGCAGCAGAUGACAUUUUAUUUCAUUUAAAAUCUGAAGCUGAUUCAGAAUUUGUCGUAAAUGAAAAAAUGCAGAAUGUUGUUUCGGACCUCAUUGAUGUAUUUCCUAAACAAAGUUGCUCUGCUGAAGAUGCUUUUGUAGUUCUUUCUGAGUCUGUAACUAAUUCAGAUUUGAAAUAUACUAAUGAUGAAAUAGUGCAAAAGGAGGACUUGAACAGAUUUUGUAUGCCGAUUGAUCCUAAAAAUGCUGAAGCAAUCGCUGUGAUUGAAGCUGAUGUAAACUGCAAAGAUUUGGAAAGUAUGGAAAGGAAUAAUUCAACUGCUGAAAGCAAUCAAGUAUGUGAUAUAUCAAAGAUUUCAUCUGGAUCCAAAGGAGCUAUUUCAAAAAAUAAACAGGACGUAUAUGUUCCAUUAGCACAACAAGUGGCUGCAUUUCAGCAAAAAUGUCCCGAGCGAUAUCUUUCUUCACAUGUAAGAAAUUUUCAGUCUACCAAGAAUUGGGCUCCACCGAAGUACGUUCCUAAAUCUCCAAAACUGCAAGCUGCGAAAAGACAUCGGGAGAUUAAAACCAGUGUUGAAGAUGUCAAAAGGUAUGAAUUUCAUGCUCGACCUUUCAAUCCGAAAAUUUUUGAAAAGCCCAUGACUUUGGAAAUUGAAAAGCAGUCAACACAACCUAAAAGUUUUACUUUGAAAACCGCACAGAGAGCAGAAGCUCAUGUAAAGAAUGAGAACCUUGAUGUGAAAAAAAGGGAAUUUCAUGCUCGUCCUGUUCCUAAAAGUUGUCAUAUGAAGCAAAAUGAACCUGAAAAGGUGAAAAUUCAUACCACUAAGCCUAAAUCACCAAAUUUUGCACUGAAAAAUAGAGAAGAGAAGUGGAGUCAACGAACUAACAAAACAAAUGAUGACACUAAGCAGUCCAACCAGAAAGUUUGCUCUAAGCAGCCAAAGCCGGCAGACUUUUCUGAGAGUGUUCUAAAACACGAAAAAAAACCUAUUGAAGUAGUGCCCUUCAGCUUUGAAGAAAGGGAGAAAGCAAGAAUGGCAUUGAAACAACAAAGGAGUCAGGAUCUGGGGAAAGAAAAUCUUAAACCUGGUUUUAAAGCAAGAGAGAUGCCAAGCUUUAAGCCACCAGCUUUGCCGAGUAUUCAAAGGAAGCCAGCAACUCAACCAGAGCCCUUCACAUUUUUAUCAGAAUCCAGAAUUUCUAGUCAGAAGGGUGAUACUACUAUAUCUGAUAAGACUAGUUUCAAACCUCACCCAGACAAUGUUUUGAAAACAUUUAAUUCUAAAAAAGUGCUAUCUAUUACUGAAGUCAAGGAGUUUCAACUCCACACCGAGAAGAGGGCAAAAGAAUGGAAACAGCUAGAAGAGAUAAGAAAAACCGAAGAAAUGGAAAAACAGCAAGCUUUAGAGGCUUAUAAAGUAGCAAAGGAAAGUCAAGAACAGCGUGAGAUUAUGAAAAUGAGACAGAAUGCAGUUCAUAAAGCAAAUCCUAUUAGAGCUUAUAAAAAUGUUGAAAUAAAACCUUGCAAUUUGGUGACUCAACCAUUCACUCCAAAGUUUGAAACUGAUAAACGACUUCAGUUGAGGCACGACAAGACGGGGCUUGAUAAGACUGAAAUUGAUUUUUAGUGUACUCUAUUGGUUUUCCAUUAUUCAUAGUGUAUUAUAUAUAACUUUUAUAUUGUAUAUAUUGGUUUUGAUAGAAUGCUUGGUGAUAUACAAGAUUGUGAUUUUAUUGAAUGUUUGGCUUCCAAAGUAUCAAAUGUUUUAAUGUAAUUCAUUUUAAACAAAAAUUGUAACCUCCUUUUUUUCAUUCAUGAAAUUUACUAUUUAUAUUUUUAAAGAAUCU
Uloborus diversus is the source of this 2029-nucleotide messenger RNA. RefSeq names its product targeting protein for Xklp2-like. Lineage: Eukaryota; Metazoa; Arthropoda; Arachnida; Araneae; Uloboridae. The record is from RefSeq and is a predicted model, not a curated record. The transcript has 13 exons. Gene Ontology annotation, cellular component: spindle; microtubule. Gene Ontology annotation, biological process: activation of protein kinase activity; regulation of mitotic spindle organization. The coding region runs from base 25 to 1809 and encodes 594 amino acids.